Plasmopara halstedii is the source of this 390-nucleotide messenger RNA. RefSeq lists its product as uncharacterized. NCBI's taxonomy places the organism in Eukaryota, Oomycota, Peronosporomycetes, Peronosporales, Peronosporaceae. The record is from RefSeq and is a predicted model, not a curated record. The transcript is spliced from 2 exons. The coding region runs from base 1 to 390 and encodes 129 amino acids.
AUGCAGUAUUUCCUUUGUGCAACAUCUUCAACAUUGGCACUCAUACAACUUCAGAAAGCAGCAUGGACUUCUGACGAGAAGAGCCAAACAUACCCGCUAAAAGCUAUGAAAGGCAGCAACGAAGCUAGACUGCAUUAUCGUUCUGAUAAGGUUACAAUCGAGCGCAAUGAAGUAAUAUGUGAGUAUAUAUCCAAGAAGCUCACUCAAAAGUUCUCUCCUCACUCUGUUUACCCAAUACCUUCAGUGGGGUAUGCAGGUUCGAGACCCACCACGAUAAAAUUUGAAGAAUGGUAUUUGGUAUUCGUGCCCCCCCACAAAGAGGAGCUAAACCUUUUUAAUCUCUCAGUGUUUUUAUCUCAAAAAGCUGCUCCCACGGUUUCGUUUGUUUAG